Malania oleifera is the source of this 861-nucleotide messenger RNA. RefSeq names its product probable disease resistance protein At4g14610. The transcript is spliced from 2 exons. Bases 1 to 861 code for a protein of 286 amino acids. The record is from RefSeq and is a predicted model, not a curated record. Lineage: Eukaryota; Viridiplantae; Streptophyta; Magnoliopsida; Santalales; Ximeniaceae.
AUGGCGCUACAAAUAAGUGGUCCUGGUUUCGUGGUAACAGCUGGACUUGAAUUGAGAGAAAUACCGGAGGACUGGGCACAGGAUCUGGAGAGAGUUUCCUUAAUGUGUAAUGAUAUGACAGAAAUUAAGGCAGGGAUAUCACCAAGAUGUCCUAAAUUCUCAACCUUGAUGCUACAGGAAAAUCGUUUGAGGAAAAUUCCAGGCUCUUUCCUUUUGCAGAUGUGUGCCCUUAAAGUUGUUGAUUUAUCUAGAAAUGAGCUUCAGGCAUUAAAGGAGUUGGACCUUGGAGGGACUGGUAUAGAAGAAGCACCUGAAAGUAUGGCAAAUUUGGUCAACCUGAAAGUCUUGUAUAUGGAUUGUCUAAAGGAGAAUGUUGUUGUAGGAGAAGAGAUAUUGCAUCAAAUGAGGGAUCUCGAAAAAUUUGUUGGCCGAUUCAGGGAUGUGAGAAGAUUUCCCUCACGGCUAAAUGCCUACUCUAUAAUAGUUGGAUCCGGAAAUGUUCAUGAUUUUGAUGUAAUGCAGCGGUAUUCUUCUAGAGCAGUAAUUUUAAAGGGGUGUAGUGUGAAUACAGAGAUCCUUGUUUAUUUACCUCCUAACAUUGAGUACCUUAAUUUUCAUUGGUGUCAUGAUUUAAGGGCACUUCCAUGCGGCACAUUUUCAAGUCUCAAAGUGUUGAAAAUAGGUGGGUGCCCAAGUAUCAAGAAGUUGUUCACACGUGGCUUGCUGCAGCAAUAUCUUCCUAGCCUGGAAACAAUCAGAGUCUGGGAAUGCGAGCAAAUGGAGGAGAUAGUAGCAGGUGAAGAUGAAGGAGAAGUCAGUGGCACAUUUUCAAGUCUCAAAGUGUUGAGAAUAGGUGGGUGA